Daldinia vernicosa is the source of this 1233-nucleotide messenger RNA. RefSeq lists its product as uncharacterized. The coding region runs from base 1 to 1233 and encodes 410 amino acids. Lineage: Eukaryota; Fungi; Ascomycota; Sordariomycetes; Xylariales; Hypoxylaceae. The record is from RefSeq and is a predicted model, not a curated record. The transcript is spliced from 6 exons.
AUGGGGGACAUCCCGCCAGGCGUCGACUUGUCCCAAAUACCUCUUGCGCCCAACCCGAAUGGUGACCCUCCUAACUUUGAUGGCGGCCCCAAUCUAGAGACGACGAUUUUGGCAACUGGCAUUGUUUUCAUUUCUGUAAGCUCGAUAUUCGUGCUCAUUCGGCUAGGAACAGACCUGAAAAACACCCGCAAACUUCACCUUGAUGAUUAUUUUUGCCUCGUGGGAGAAUUAGCCGGAAUAGCGUACUGGUUCAUAUUAUACGAAUUGCAAGUCAAACAUGGCAUUGCCAAACAUUCGUGGGAUAUUGCUGCAAGCACUAUCACACCCUCAGUGAUGAAGGGUCAAUCCGCCGCUCAAGUUCUGACGUCUAUCGCAAACCCUCUGGUGAAAGGCUCUAUUCUCCUCUUCUUCCUCCGACUGUUUGGUACCUUACGAUGGGUUCGAGUCCUCUGCUAUGGGCUUUUCGUUGCAACACUAGUCCUCUACGGGGCGUACCUUAUUGCCUUAUUGUCUCUCUGUAUACCGGCUCGCGGCGAUCCGUGGGAUAGCGUUUUGCUUGCUAGAUGUGGUAAAACUUCGCCGGCAACAAUCACUAUUGGUGUCUGCGCUGUGAUUAUCGACCUCUCUAUAUUUAUCAUGCCCUUAUUCAUCGUGGCGGGACUCAACCUCAAGCCGGAGAGAAAAAGGGCCCUCGCAAUCGUGUUUCUCGCUGGAUUUCUUAUCGUUGUAACCAGCGUAGUCGGUCUUGCGUAUAGAGCUAUUGUGAGCAGCGGUACCGCGGACCCAAUUUGGACUGGUGCCAAGAUUUCAAUCACGGCAUAUGUUGAAAUUUUCGGCACUGUUAUUGUCAGCUGCACCCCAACUUUAUCAUCGUUCUGGUUUAGCAUUUUCGUCAAAUCUAGUUUCUACUCUAGCCUUCGAUCUAGACUCUCCCUGUCAAAACUCCAAGGCCGGUCAACAUCAUCGGGUAGUUCAAACCCCAGAUACCACGAUCCAACGCAUAGUCCCUCGGCGGAUGCUGAGUACUGUUCUCAAUGCGAACACUGCCAGGGAUCUAAGCCUGAACACACGCCUUCGUCUACGCAGGAGCUGGUAGAAACUCCAAUUGCCCCCUCGGGGUCCAUACAGAUGUCUACCAUGAUAACCCAAUAUUCUUUCGAUGAUUCAUAUGGGGCUCAUGUGGACCAGAGCAACCAGAAAAGGAUGAAAAAUAUUGUUAGAGACGAGUGGUGA